CGCUCUUCCCCCACUCCACUUCUGAAUGGCUCAGCUGUCACCUAAUGUGUCGGUUCAGCAGGAUCCUUCUGCUCACAGACUGGCCGGUGAGGUAGUGGAAAAGAGGAACACAAAGAACAUGGACUAUGUCAUUCGAUCGGGUUUGGCAGGUGGCAUUGCCGGAUGCAUGGCCAAAACAGCUAUUGCUCCAAUGGAUAGAGUCAAGAUAUUGUUCCAAACUCGGAACCCUAUAUUUGAGAAAUACGCCGGCACUUGGACUGGCGUAUUCAGGGCUGGAGGAGUGAUUGUCAAACAAAAUGGCUUGAGUGGAUUGUUCCAGGGCCAUAGUGUAACUUUGCUGCGUAUUUUUCCCUACGCCGCCAUCAAGUUUGUUGCUUACGAACAAUUUAGAACCCUGUUGAUGCCAACACGUGCUCAAGAAAGCUCCAUGAAGCAGUUUAUGGCGGGCUCUAUGGCAGGUGUCACAUCCGUCAUGUUCACCUAUCCACUUGAACUUGUCCGAGUGCGAUUAGCCUAUGAAGUUCGUGGUACCGGAAAAGAAAAACCCAGCGUUCGAUUGACUUGCCAGCAGAUCUACAACGAGCGAGCAGCAUUACAGAGCAAGGGCAUCCAUUGGCGAAUUCUCAACUUCUAUCGCGGGUUCUUACCGACCCUAGUGGGCAUGGUUCCCUACGCUGGAGUUUCGUUCCUGACUUACUCAGCGAUGACAAAUUAUUGCAGGUACAAUCCGCUUGUCACCAAAUAUACCUUGAAACCUUUCGACUUUGAUCCCUCUUCAACCAACUUGACACACGAACAACAAAAACGUCGGGAUAAACCAAUUCUAAAGGCUUGGGCUGAAUUGUUCUGUGGAGGUGUCGCUGGUGUGGUUGCACAAAGCUGUAGCUACCCGCUUGAGGUUAUUCGUAGACGAAUGCAAGUUGGCGGCCUGAUGAAUCCUAAUGCCUUUGUAGGUUUUUGGGAUACGGCCCAUGAUAUAUACCGAGUCAAAGGCUUCAAAGGCUUUUAUGUUGGUCUUAGCAUUGGAUUCCUCAAGGUGACUCCUAUGGCAGCUGUCAGCUUUGCCGUAUAUGAUCGGAUGAAGGUGUAUCUAGGGAUUGAUUAAAAAAAAGACUCCUCCCACACAUAGACAUUUUGUGGAGAAAAUCCCCUACUACUAUAUUUUUUUCUUCCUGUACCAACAGCCUCUUUUUUAAAAAACUAGGACCUUCUACACCUGUAGCGUUUGAUUACGGGUACGC
Messenger RNA from Umbelopsis ramanniana AG, 1241 nucleotides. RefSeq lists its product as uncharacterized. Gene Ontology annotation, biological process: transmembrane transport. The record is from RefSeq and is a predicted model, not a curated record. The coding region runs from base 26 to 1105 and encodes 359 amino acids. Lineage: Eukaryota; Fungi; Mucoromycota; Umbelopsidomycetes; Umbelopsidales; Umbelopsidaceae. The transcript is spliced from 5 exons.